AUGGAGAAAUUGGUUCACUCACAGGAAGCCAGCAAUCUCGGCACAGCGAAAAUAACCCGGCCCCAAAGCUCCGAGCGUCAAAGCGGCUCGGUCAAGAUCCGAAAACUCAAGACUAGGGAUGCCGAGUGUCGGAGCCGCCAGAGCAAGGGGCCACCGACGCAGAGUGACAGCCGUCGACAAUAA
Molecule: messenger RNA, 183 nt
Organism: Penicillium riverlandense
Lineage: Eukaryota; Fungi; Ascomycota; Eurotiomycetes; Eurotiales; Aspergillaceae
Exons: 2
Coding region: 1-183 (60 amino acids)
Source: RefSeq, a predicted model, not a curated record